UCAGUGGUUCUGCCACCUGCCUCGCAAGCACAAGGGCCCGAGUUCAAUCCCUGGUACCAAGAAAAGAGAGAGGUCUAUUUCUCAUGGUCCUGCAGUCUAGAAAAUCCAGCGAGGGCCUCCUGCUAUGUGGGCUCUGCGUCCCGAGGUGGGGUAGAGUGCCUGGGCUCCAGGCUCCCCUCUCCUGAGCCACUGUCCUGUGGACUGGAGGCCAGGGCCAAUAUAUAGCUACAUUUAGCCUUCUGUGCCUCCCAAAGGCCACCCCUCCAAUGCCAAUGUUGGAUUAAAAUCGGCCCUCAAUACUUCAUGGUGGGGACAAGACAAAGUUUCAGUGCAGCUGGGAGGCAGUAGGGCUCUUCCUCAGCCCUUUUCUCUCCUUCCCUCCCUUGCUCCUCUUUCUGUGCCUACUUGGCCUCUAUACCAGCAACCUCUGUCACAGCCAGUGGUCAGUAUUUCCAGUUUCAUGGGACACACAGAGUCCUUGUUGUCUCCCACUGACAACAAACGGAUGAGAAUGGCUGUGUUCAAGCCGAGCUUUACCUGUGGGUGCAAGGGGUGUUCACUGACCCUCAGCUCUGGGGUUCCAGGACUGUGACUCGGCCUGUUGUUUGGGCCCCUCCCCAGCAAACCUCAGGGAACUGAAGCUCUGCGGCCAACUGGUCCCUGCAGAAAUGACCUGGCCACCCGCUUCUCAGGUCCCGAAGUGAGUGUGACACUAACUCCCCAGCCCCGAGCGGCCUCACACCAGCAUGCAGUGACCCUGUGUUGGAGGGGACUCAGGACCCCACCGGGCCAGGCAGCAUCUCUGCCAGCCACUCACUCAACCCAGCCAGGCCCCUCCUCGCUCAGGUCACACGUGAGCAGCAAGAGUGGCCUCAGGGUCCCUUUGUGCAUCAUCUCAUGGCCAAAUGGCAGCUGUAUCAAGUGAGGGACUUUGACAUGGGACGUCAACCCUCCCUGUCCCUCACAGAUAUACCCCACCAUGUUUGGAUCACCACUGCGUGGAAAAGUGUUGUGUCUGCACUGAUCGCGUAGAGACCUUCAUUUUCUUCUCCUUGGUCCCUGGGCGAUAUAGCCGUUCCCACAGCACUGGCAUCGUGAGAGGUAUUAGAGGUCACAGGAGGGCACUGAGGUCAGGAGGAUGGGUGUGGGUCCCAUGGGAUCUGUGUAAGGGACUCGAGUGGGGAUGUGAUGACAGGGUGCUGGGGUGACCAUGUUUCCUGAGCACCGACACUGCGCCAAGCCCCAAGGCUGCAGCUUGCUGUCCCACAGGGAGACAGGAAGUUAGCGCUGGCAUGGUCCUCAGCACAGGGAAAGCCCCCGGGAAUGGGGACGAGCAAAUGGAUGAGUAGCACAACCAAGAAUGUCAGGGAUCGGGGUUGACUCUGUCAACAUCCCUCAGAUACAGCUUCUAGGAGGAAAACAUGGGGGCCCAGGCCUGAGCAUGACCACCAGGACCUGAGACAAAGGAGGUGCUGGGUAACAAACAUCAUGAUGUCCAACGCUCCCUAUACUUCCGAGCUGAUAAUGUGACAAGAAUGUACAUUCUUGGUUUAGGCUCCGUACCAGGGCAGGCAGCUGCCUGGACCUGAGGUCCAGGGAUGACUCCAGCAUCCUCUUCAGAGGCCCCAUGCUGUCUCCUGAGGCCACGGGACUAGGGUGUCUUUGUCUCCAGUGUGGACCCAACCAGCAGAGGGACCGUUAGAAAUGAACAUAUUUCCAAGGGUGACAUCUUAGCAGCUUACCAGAUGGGGGAAACAGGCUCUUGUUGACGGGUGAGUGGGGUUUGGAUGCUACCACUGGGCCAAGCUAGAGAUGCUCCCCGUGCUGACACGAACAAGUGUGAAUCCUGCAAGACUAGGGCUCCUGGGACCUAAUAGAUCCUGCUCCUGCCACCCACCCAGGAUGACCCUGGUUGCCUGCUGCGGCCUGUGAGUCACAGAAUGUACCUCUGGAAUAUGAGGUUUGCCUUGCAUUUAAUUGAAUUUGAUAACAUGUUACACAGACUGCUGGGGACCUUCUCCCUCAUUCCUAAUUGCCAGCCACCAAAAAGAGCCCAGACCAGACCUGCUGGGUAUGGUGGCACACGCCUGUAAUCCUAGCACUCAGGAGGCUGAAGCAGGAGGAUCAUCGUGAGUCCAAGGCCAGCUUCAGCUGCACAGUGAGUUCAAGACCAGCCUGCACUACAUAGCGAGUCCCCACCUCAAGAAAUGAAAACAAACAGAACCAAACAAGAAGGGCCCAGAAUUGUGUGUUUCAGGUGGGCCUGGGUCCUUUACAGGAAUGGCCCAGGAGCCACAGAGCUACAACCAAGCCUCCUCCUUGAAGGCCACAGCUGUGCCCUCACCAGCAGGGAGGGACCUGGGACAGUCCUGCCAACCCCCAAGGGCGUCUUCCUUGCCACCCACGGGCUGCAGCCAGAAGCCCUGAGCCCAGCAGGGGAGGGCACAGGGGAAGCCGAUGUUUCCAGGAUUCUCCUCCAGUUUUCUUCGGCCACCAAAGUGCUUUCCAGAGCUGCUCUCUGCCACCCAACCCCACCCUCCAUCCUGCAGCUUUCCUGAGGAUGCCCUGUCUUGCAAAGAAGCAGGAAUCUGCCCGUUAGCCACAUAUGCUCGGGCCACAGUAGGUGCUCAAUGAAGACUUGGUGAAUGACUGAAUGACUGAUGGAGAGUGGGUAGAGUGGACUCGGUGCUUGUCACACACCAGCUCUGCCUGGUUGACAAUGCCCCUGAAAGUUGCCCUGCUGAGUUCCCUUCCCUGCCUGUUGGGAACGAGGCCCCGUGGGGGUAUGUGGGGGGUAGAUGAGCCCCAGCUAAAUGGCUGAGCAGAAGGAAGUGGUGACUGUCAGGCCUGAAGAAGUUUGGGGGUCUUCUCCAACCUGCCAGGGUGUGGCAUGAAUUCGAAUUUACUGAGCAACUACUGUGUGCCAAGCAUUCAGCUGGUGGACAUCAGCAAUACCCAGGUGUAUUCUGCCAUGUGUGUAGAGCCACGAAGUGGACGGCCUGGCCCUGCCCCUCUGCUGAGCAUCGAUCACUCAAUCAACAAGCAGUGCUCCAGGCCCAGCUUUGUCCUUAACAGCAGUGUCAUUAACUGCACAAACACAGUGCCCCAGAGCCUUUCGGGGUAAGGGCCACAGUUUCCCAUUUCACAGAUGGGCAAACUGAAGGCCCCAGAAGUAAAGCCACUCACCCAAGGCGUGCAUUCCAAAAUCAGCGGACUGAGGUGCUGCUUGGAACUGUGACAGCAGAGGCCAGAUGUCUGGACUUUCCUGAGGUUUCCAGGUGGCCUGAGGCGGGCCCUGGCCAGGAACCUGAUUGUUUCCCGGAACUCGGAGCCCAAGUUCAGAACACAAGUCAGAAGAACAAUGAGCAGACCCCAGCGCCCCCUUGGUCCACCCGGUUCCUGGCAGGGAGCUGUGGGAGGCACUGGUCCCAACACCUCACCAUCACGGUGACCGGGUGACCUUCGAGAGAAGUGACCCACAUCCGAGGGUGAGUCUCAUCUCCCCUCAGGAGGCAAGCAAGGCCGGGAAAGAGAGCCCCACUUUACUAAUGAGGAAGGUGUGGUCCCCAGUGAGGAAGGACUUGCCCAGGUCAUGUGGUGGGUGGGUGGCCGAGCCAGAGGUGGCUGCAGCCCGCAUUCCUUCCACUCUCCAAGAUCCACUUUCCCAGAAAGAAUGAUUGUUUUUUCGAGACAAGGUCUCACUAUGUAGCCCAGGCUGGCCUUGAACUCCCAGCAAUCCUGCCUCAGCCUCUUAUGUGCUGGGAUUACAGUGUUUCUCUUUUAUGGACAUCUGUAGAUCUCUCACCUCAUCACAGGAGAUCCACUGAGAUACGGGAGUCCGAAAAAGAAGUCUCGAUAGGCCAGAGACAACCCUGUGACUUUGUGACAUCACUGUCCCUCUGGGGGCCUCACAAAAUAAAAGUCGAGGUAGAUGAAAGUGAAGUGUCCCUGUGUUUAUCCCCAUGCUCUGUUCCCUGAGAUUCCCCCCAAGCUGUGUCUGUUGCGGUGGACUAAGAGGCCCUUGUCCACCAGCUAGGGACCACAUAAACGAGGUGGUCACGUGCUGGCACCCUGGUUAGCAACCAGCGAGAAAGCUUCCGCGAAAUACAGCAAUGUGACCCAGCGUCAAAGCCACUGCCAAGCGCAAGAGCCCAGACAGCAGAGGACAGCUUAGGGGCCACUGCACCGAGUUUCCAACAGCGGAAAGUCCCUGGGCUGGCCGAGCAUGGGUGGCUGGGUGGGGACAGGGCUUCAGUUAUUGGCUUGGUAGUACUGGGAGGUGAAGGUGCCCUACUCCUGGGUUUGGUUGGGGUGACAACAGUCGAAAAGGUAAGAACUAAUCAAGGUGAGUGUCCUAGACUGAUACAUUGUGCAGACUCUCGUUAUAACUCCAUCUAAGACUCUUCGCAUAGAAAACGGUAAAUCCUAAACUGGGCACUGUGGUGCACGUCUGUAAUUGCUGUGAGUGUGAGGCCAGCCUGGGCUACACAGUGAGACCCUGUCUCAAAAAACUAAAAGAAAGAAAAAAGUAAAACCUAGUAUAUAAACGUGUAUACUCGGAUAUGUGUGUGUUGUUUCCAGAACUGUGAACAAUAAAAAACCGUUAGGAAGUCUCCAAAUGCCAAGUUUUCACAAAACAAUUCACAAAGUCUGCCCUAUGGGGAGCGAUCAUGAACUGAAAGGAAGAAAAAUGCUCUGAUCUCACUUGAUAAGAGCUGCUGUGACCAAGCUCCAGGAGACAGGCCGGGAGGACGUGUGUUUAGGGCUGGCCAUGGGCAGGCUGGGCCAGUGGUCCCCUCGGGGGACAGCUCCACCCUGCCCAGCCUUGUGGGUACAGCCCAGGUGUAAGGGGAUGACGGCGUCCACCCAGCCUCUGGCCUGAGAGCCAGUGGGCAGGCUGCCCAUCUGUCCUCAGCUGGGCCCUGCCCUGUGUCCAUCCUUUGAAGUCCCAAUGGGUGACACGAUUCCCAGCCACAGCUUCCAGGGCUUCUCAACACAGGGCAGAGUUUCUGGACAGAGGCCGCUCCCCCGCCAGGCCAGCCUUCCAAAGACACCCAGGCGUCGCAGAGGGGCUCAGGACAGACCCAGGAGCCGCACUUGUCCUGGGCCCACUGUCCACCAACAGCACACUGGUCGGGUGUCACACAGGGGGCCGGGAGGAGCGGAGAAGCAGGGACAGCGAGUCCCCAGAGGGCCCCACACUACCCCAGCCACCUUCCCUGUCACCCCAAGCUUCCCUGCGAUCUGGGAAAGGCUCUCACAGGCCUGCUGUCCUGCCAGCUGCUGGCUGUUGAGCACUCCGAGGGGUGCUCUACCCCUGAGCUGUCUCCAGCCCUUUUUAGUUUUUAUUUUGAGACAAGAUCAUGCGGGUCCGCACCAUGCUCCUGGUGGAGGCCGGGGUCCUAGGUGCCUCCUCCUGCAGCCGGAAACAGUCGUUGUCCCCUGCUGCCCUCCCAGAGGUGCUGUGGGUGAGGGAGCCCACCAGCCCCCAGAGCGGGUGAGCGACACCGAGUACAGAGCCCCCGCCUUCCCCCUUGAGACAGGAGCAACUAGACGCCUUCCCCGCUGCGAGACUCCGGCCCCGCCCCUGAGCCCCGCCGGCCUCCGCAUCCUUCAGGGAACCCAGCACCUGGGGCCCAAUGACAGGACGCCCCGGCUCUGUCCCCAGGUGCAAGCCCCUCUUCCCCUCAUCCCGCCUGCACCGAGGGGACCGCAGACAGGUUGGGGGCGGCCGCUGCCUCCUGCCUCGGCCUCCGCCCCCGCGGUGAGUCAGCGUCUACAUUCAGCGCAGAGGAGCUGGAAAGGCGAUUUCUCGGAAGGCGCAGCGCCUCUCCUCUGCUCUUCCCCACUCCGGGGCACCAGAUGUUCCGGAAGGAGGGGGCAGAGGAGAAAUCCCAGACCCGGCCAGACACCUCUCAGGGCUCCCCAGCGCCCCGGGGGUGUUUCCGGCGCCCCGCCAGGGUUCCCCGUCCGGAUCCCAUUCGCAGGCGCUGCUCUCCGCCAGCAUUUGGAGUCCUCAGCCUCCCUCUGCGCGGGCUCCUUGCGCCCACAGGUCUAG
Molecule: messenger RNA, 6058 nt
Organism: Heterocephalus glaber (naked mole-rat)
Lineage: Eukaryota; Metazoa; Chordata; Mammalia; Rodentia; Bathyergidae
Source: RefSeq, a predicted model, not a curated record